Molecule: messenger RNA, 1201 nt
Organism: Cyanistes caeruleus (blue tit)
Lineage: Eukaryota; Metazoa; Chordata; Aves; Passeriformes; Paridae
Source: RefSeq, a predicted model, not a curated record
CAGCAGAGCCCGGCCCCCAGCCCCACGCCCGCCACGCCGGCACCCCCCGUGUACUGUAACGCCCCUCACGCCGCUCCCGUCACCGCCGGGAUGUUCCGGUCGCACGGGGCCAGCACGCAGACGGUGAACAGCAGCGUGGUCUCCUCCUGCUCAGAGGUGGACUGUGGUUCCCGCAGCAGCAGCUCCCCGGGCAGCAGUCCGGCCCCCUCGGCCCGAUCCCGCAAGCCCGGGGCGGUCAUCGAGAGCUUCGUCAACCACGCGCCUGGGGUCUUCUCAGGGACCUUCUCCGGCACUUUGCACCCCAACUGCCAGGACAGCAGCGGGCGGCCACGGCGGGACAUCGGCACCAUCCUGCAGAUCCUCAACGACCUCCUCAGCGCCACGAGACACUACCAGGGCAUGCCCCAGUCCCUGACACAGCUCCGCUGCCAGACGCAGUUCUCCUCCUCCUCCUCUUCCUCCUCCUCCUCGCCGCCUGCCUCUCCGGACCUCGCCACCAAAACUACCUCAGAGCCGCUGCCGGCGGCCGCCGCCCCCACCCUGCACCCCGUUGUCCAGUGCCAAAGCCAGAUCCGGAUGUGCAAGCCCAGUGGUGAGUCCGGCUGCCCUCGAGUAGAGAGGGGUUGGGGUUUGAGGUUGGUACCUCUUGGGGGUCCCUGGUCCAUAGCUGGGAUGAGCAGAGAGGGACUGGGAACUGGAUGAUUGACAGGUGUCAGUCAGGAGGGGCUGCAUGUUUGGGGACAAUCAGCAGCCCUGGGGACUCAGUGAGGUCGCCCCACCCACCCUGCAUUGUCAUCUCUGCCAAACCCUGUGGGGUCAGAGCAUCCCUGUGUGGGUGGGGAUGCGGGGGAGUGGCUGCGGUGUCCGUGCUGCCCUGGGAGCUCAGGGCCUGUCCCUGCUGUGUGGGCAGAGGUUUUGGGGUCACCCAGACUCUGGCUUCCCCUUUCCAAACCCAUCUCCCCAGACUGGGGAUGAAGGUGGGCCUGGCUGGGGCAUGGCAGCCACUCCCCUGGCAUUUUUGGGUGCACACCUGGGAGCCCUGGGGCCAGAAGGUGUCGCAGGCACCCGAGCUGGACCCUUGUGAUUUGCUUAGAGGAAAGAAGUGAAACCACCAGUGCUGGCUCAGCCCCCUCGGGGUUUGCACUCCCUUCUCUCCUUGCCUGGAGUGGUCCUGGUCCCUACAGGGGUGGCUUCAUGCUGG